AUGCCGUCACCCAUCCGCGCAACAUCCACCUCGAUCCGUAGACUCUCUCAGACCGCUCGUCAACUGUCCAACGGUAUCGCUCCUCUGCCGCAACUAACAACCAUGGCUUCCGCUCAAGACUACAAGACCCGCCCUGUCGGUUCCCCCAACACGCUCGACUACCGAGUCUAUCUUGAGAACACCAAAACCGGUCUUCCGGCCUCCCCCUUCCACGAUGUUCCCCUCUUCGCCGACGAGUCCAAGACGAUUCUCAACAUGAUUGUCGAAAUCCCUCGUUGGACCAAUGCCAAGAUUGAAAUCUCCAAGGAAGAAAACUUGAACUGUUUCAAACAGGACACUAAGAAGGGCAAGCUUCGAUUUGUCCGAAACUGUUUCCCUCACAAGGGUUACAUUUGGAACUACGGUGCCUUCCCUCAAACUUGGGAAGAUCCUAAUCACACCCACCCCGAUACAAAGGCUAAGGGCGAUAACGAUCCGCUGGACGUCUGCGAGAUCGGUGAACAGGUCGGUUACACGGGUCAGAUCAAACAGGUGAAAGUCUUAGGUGUUAUGGCUUUGCUAGAUGAAGGCGAGACUGAUUGGAAGGUGAUUGUGAUCGAUGUCAAUGAUCCUCUCGCUUCCAAGCUCAACGAUAUCGAGGAUGUAGAGCGUCAUUUGCCUGGUUUGAUUCGGGCUACGAACGAAUGGUUCAGGAUUUACAAGAUUCCCGAUGGAAAGCCGGAGAACCAGUUCGCUUUCUCGGGCGAGGCCAAGAAUAGGAAGUACGCUACCGAGAUCGUUCACGAGUGUAACGAGGCUUGGAAGAGGCUUAUUAGCGGUCAGACCGAUGCGGGUGAGAUUAGUUUGACUAACACUAGUGUUCAGGGUAGUAAAGGGUUUGUGGGUGGAAAUGAUGGUGCUGUGGCUCAGGCGCCUAAAGCUAACCCGCAGGCUGCUGCUCCUAUUGAUCCUAGUAUUGACAAGUGGUUCUUCAUUUCUUCUUCGUCCAACUAA
Molecule: messenger RNA, 993 nt
Organism: Ustilago hordei
Lineage: Eukaryota; Fungi; Basidiomycota; Ustilaginomycetes; Ustilaginales; Ustilaginaceae
Product: putative IPP1 - inorganic pyrophosphatase
Exons: 1
Coding region: 1-993 (330 amino acids)
Biological process (GO): phosphate-containing compound metabolic process
Cellular component (GO): cytoplasm; nucleus
Molecular function (GO): inorganic diphosphate phosphatase activity; magnesium ion binding
Source: RefSeq, a predicted model, not a curated record